Molecule: messenger RNA, 363 nt
Organism: Danaus chrysippus (African queen)
Lineage: Eukaryota; Metazoa; Arthropoda; Insecta; Lepidoptera; Nymphalidae
Source: the annotation of a GenBank genome assembly
AUGAGGAAAGUUCACGGAAACGAUUCCUUUCAAAGGAUGAACUUUUUAUAUCAAAUAAGCAAGCAAAUAGCUCCAAAAUACCCAGUAUUGUCUGCGUAUUACGGAAAUCUCGUAAUUAAUGUGGCGAAGAAAAUGGUUCUUAAAAUACAUCCGGACAUGAAGCGACAAAUAUGUAAGAAGUGCCGGUGCAUUCUCAUAGAUGGUGAGACAGCAAAAAUGAAAAUUAAAAGGAAAAAUAAAUCAAAAUAUAUUGUAUGGACAUGUAGAAUCUGUGGUAUGAAGAAAAGUUAUCCGGCAGAUGAGAAUAAAGAUCACCGAGUGUGGUCGGAGAAACCUGAAUCUGUUGUGGAAGUUAUACAAUAA